GUUGCGAUGUUGACACGACACAGCAGAUGACAUAGGGACACACGAAACUUCUAAGGGCAGCAUUUGUACUAGCUCUACCACAAUCAAGUCGCUUACUUCCUCUUAACCCAAAAUGCGGACGACGUCCUUUCGUCGGCCCGGGAGUGCCACCGCGUCCGGCAAGAACAGUUAUCCGUCACAGAGCACGCGGCGCAAGCAUACGGAGGCGGGCUUGAAAAAGGUGAUUGCGGGGGUCAGCGAAUCCGUAGGCAGGGUAUGGCCGGACGAAAACGACGCGGGUAUAAUUUCUACGUCGGAGCAGCAUGCACAGCAGCUGCAAGCUGCAGUCCUUGCAGCGGCGGCAGGGACGAACAAAUCUAGCACAGGAGAGCAGGAGCUGGUGCACAGCGGCGACCAUUCAUCACACACGCGUGACCUGGAAGCGUCACAAAGUAAAUGUAGCAGCAAUCACAGUACACACACCAACGCCUCUUCGCGUCGGGGAAGCAAUGCGGCCGAGCUGCGGCUUGAGGAGCUGCUUGUGCAGAAUGCAGAGUUGAAGCGCAAUCUGCAGGUGUUGCAGGCCGGCGUGGUGGAGUCUAUGAGGGGACACAAGGCCAGGUUUGAUGUCGUAAAAAAGCCCUGAUUCUUCAUCUGUAAUUGUUUUGAUUGGAACCGACCGUGGCCUGCCUACAAGACGACGUUUUUGCACACCGUGGCAAAAAUAGUUGUGAAAUAAGAGUUACUCGUUGCUUGCGCCUCCGCAAGAUUGGCAUUCAUUGUAGGCGUCUUACUUUUUCAUCAUGAUGCUUUACUAGGUUUAUGGGAGGCGCUGCGGGUGGCGGCGGCGUGAAGAUUCCCGCAAAUAAGGAGGCCACCGUUGCGAGCACUGUAAAGCUACCCAACCUGCACGAUUUGGACGAAUUGAAGGGUAUUUUGGCCCGGAAGAAUCAGCAAAUCGCAGAGCUGGAGCAGCGGCUGCGCGACGCGGAAAUUCGGGCGCAGAAGGGGGACCUCGACCGGGAGGAACUUUUGGAGCGGCACGGGCGAGAACUUACUUUGUGGGAGGAACGCUGGCAUCCCAAGUGCGCGGAGGUGUACGCGUUGCAGCUGCGGAUUGCCGAGCUGGAGCGCAGCUUGAUCCAGCAGAAGGGUGAAUGGGAAGAGGCGGUGAAGCGUGAGAGAGCAGCUGCAGAAGCUCAAGCGCGAGACCUGCGGCAAGAGCAUGAGCAGUAUUAUAAUAGCGAGAGUGCGUUGUCCUCGUCCUGUGUGGUCAAGAAUGAGGGCCGCAAGCCAUGAGAAUAAUUGUUCCACUGGAAUUUUUUAUCUGCAAUCCGAUUCCAAAUCGAAAUCAGACACGUGGCGACGCUGCAGGCCCAGAUAGAGAAGUUGAAGGCGGAGGAGGAGCGGCGUAGUGCCGAAUUCGCCACGACAAGUGCGGAGUUCGCCGCUACCCGCGAGAGCCUGCAGACAGCCCGAAAUUCCGCGGUUGCCGCAUCCCAGAGAAAAAGUGCCCAGAUGUACUCAAUUACUGGUUGCUUUUCAAAUUCCUGUGGAGGUCUAGUUCUCCACAAUUCAGAAUCAAUUUGUCGCAGGAGUACAACGAUGUUGUGCGAGGAGUUUUCCCUGUUUUGAAAAAUUUGCAGGUUCUCUCUGUCCGUGCGAGCCUUUGCGCAAAGCGACGAUCUGAUUCUUCGCAGUGUGGUGGAUUGCUGGAAGCAGUUUCGACUGGAGGGAAGGCUUUCGUGGGAGCAGAAACAGCGCCGCGCAUUGGAGGAAAGUUCCGCGAAAAGAGCAGAGGCCUUGGAGGGAGCUCUGGUAAGAUUUUUUUAAUUUUUACCGAGAUGUUUGUACCGUGUUGUGUAGUACUUCUGCUGUUGCCACGCCCACGCACCUUCGUUGUGCAGUGUGGACAUUGCGGGGAAUAAUAGAAAAAACACAUUUGUAGACCUCUGCGCGUGGCGAGUACGACACGUGGAAAGCAGAACUCGUCCGAACAAAGGAUAAGGAGAGUGCCGCGCUUGUGGCAGAAAAGGAAAAGGAGGCACAGCGAUUGCGCGACGAGCUGGAGAAAGUAAGAAAAUCGCACGACGACGAGUUUCAACGCGAACGGGAAACGGGAAAAAAAACCGUUGAACGACUAGAAUCGCAACUGCAAAACCUGCGAGCAGAGCUAGCGGCAGCUCGCGCGAAAGAAAAGGACCUGCAAAAGCGGGUUGUUGACCUGCAAGCGGCAAGUGCGAGCGCUAAAAAAGCUGACUCCUCUCCGGGAAAGAAGCCAGCGGUUGCACCGUCCCCGGAAAAGAAACCGACCCAGCCCGCUGGUAACAAAGUAGAAAAAGAGUCGGCCGACGUGAAACAGGCGUUAGAAAAAGAACUGAAAGAGGCACAGGAAACGUGGGCGGCGGAGCACAAAAAGCGGGAAGAUUUUUUUCGAAGACGCGAAGAUACUCUGGUCAAAGAAAACCAAGCCCUGCAAGAUAAGGUCAAGGAGCUCUCCGCUGCAUCCGGUACGGAAGCGUUUUUCGUUGUGACCACCUUCUACAUUAGAUAUUACGAUUUUUCGGAUCUACUUGAAUGAGACAAGAUAUCUAAGCACACAUUUUGCAAUUCUAUUCCACCCUAACAGGCGGUUUUGGAGCCAGCGGAACACGGAUGGUCCCCGGCCACGACCCGGAACGAAAGUGGAAGCAGAAAAUCAAGCAGCUGGAAGACAACGAGAAAAAGGCAUUAUCAGCCUUGCGGGCCGAAUACGAGAAGAAGCUGCAGGAACUGGAAGCCCGGUUGCAGCAGGCGCAAGCCGAGGCGGGGGAGCUUUCUGCCGCGAAGGCGCACGCCGAACGCGAGCGAGACAGCACUAGCGUAUCCCCAACUAAGCAGCGAAAGAGUAGUGUCGGCGGCGGUAGUGGUGCUCCUGCUGCUGGUGCUGCUGCUGCUUCCUCCACCUCCUCCGCCGCCGGCCCGGCGCGCGAGCAGCAACUAGAGCGCGAGGUCGCGGAGCUGGAAGCCGACCGCAACGAACUGCUGCAGCGCGUGGAGAGGCUGGAGGGCAGUGCGGCCCGAGACGAAUUGCUGCGCCUGGCCGAGGAAAGGGUAGCAAAGUGGAAGAGAGCCGUCGAGGAGAACCUGGUCGAGGUGCGGAAGUCGCUGCGGAUGCUGGUGACGAGCCCGAAAAUCUCCAUUAACGUCGGCACCAAGCCAACACUAAACGUCCAAGCCGCCUUUCCCUUCGACAAGAUACAAACCGCCGUCCGCCAAGAAAUCAUCCCAAAAUUCCAAGUACAGUUUGUUGGAUGCUUGAUUUCAGAAACACGAGUAUGUAGUGUAGAUCUGCCAAGUUUUGUGUGGUUUUUUUUGCAACUUCCCUGCAGAAGGGUACCGCUACCGCGCAAAAAAGUAAAAAUGAUGCAGAUCAUGAAAACAAAAUGAACAGAAAUGUCUCCAUGUGGCAGAAGAGGAGUACGGCGCCGACAGUGACGUGAAAAAGCUCGUCUAUGCUGGCGUGGAGGAUUUGGCAAAAACACUGCAGUCAAAAAUCCACGAGCUGAUUCCGGACGCGGAAGGCAGUUGCCAGUGGGAUGCAGACCCAGCGUCGCAGUCCCCCGUGAAAGCCAGCGCCGCAGCACGGUUACCGGCGGACAGAUCCACGUCUAAGCCACCACCUACCGGCAGCGCGAUUUCCUCGCCAACAAAGAGCAUUUCGCCCCGCAAGCGAGCAUCGCAGCCAGCGGCGCCACGGUUUUGAUGUUCUGCCGGACAAGGAGGUCUCCAGGGUGCCGACCCGGGGCGCUGCGGCGAAUUUUAGCUGCUCUGUGCGAUUUUGUAAGUCUCGCUGUAUUUAUCAGGUAUAUAAACUAGAAUCUUAUCCUGUCUCGCAAAACAAAGGCACAGAGCCAUAUUUCCUUCUUAAAUUCCUCAUCUUUGGCAACCGCCAGGUUCGUCUCGGUGUACUUAUUUUAAUCACUGCAAAAAUUGGUUGAAGUUUCUGUUUCACUGUAGAAUGCUGGACCAUGUAAUUGGAAGACGGAGGUUUCUACCCGCAAAGCAUGUCUUGGCUUGCUGAAAAAUUGUAGAAUUGUUGUGCUUCCCAUUUGUGGAACUGAAUCCUGUACCAAUCCUUGAAGUAGUAGAAAAUGAAAACUCAUUGAUGGCUACCGUAAACGUCGUGUAGGAUACAUCUACGCACCUUAAACUUGUUUGACAGCGUGUGACGCGAUCAGUUUUGAGCGAUGAA
This is a messenger RNA of Amoebophrya sp. A120, 4213 nucleotides long. NCBI's taxonomy places the organism in Eukaryota, Dinophyceae, Syndiniales, Amoebophryaceae. The record is from the annotation of a GenBank genome assembly.